AUGCUCCACUGCUUUGGGGUUUUUCUACCGAUUGUCAGAGGGAAGAAGGAUGUCUUAGAGGAGAUGUCGUACCGAUUCUGUCGAGAUCAAGCGGGACAGAAUAUCGUGUAUACGGAAGUCAGGUACAAUCCGCACAUCUUGAGUGAAGAAGGGUCAACUCUGCCGAAUCCGAGGAGCGUUAUAGAAGCCGUCGCGGCUGGUUUGAGACGGGGUAUGGAGGAGUUCGGCAUCAACGUGAAGCAGAUACUGUGCUGUAUGAACAGGAAUCCUGAGAUGAGCGCAGACAUCGCUGCCCUUGCAAUAGAAUUCAAAAGCUCGGGAGUAGUGGGGAUCGAUGUAGCAUCGGGUGAGCUGCACUUCAACAGAGCGGAUCUUCGAGAAGCCCACAUAAAAGCGUGUCGACGAACAAAAGCGGCGGGUCUCCAUGUGACGAUUCAUGCAGCUGAGGAUGGACCCGGGAGGAACUUCUGCUGUGCUGUGACUGAAUACUUAGCAGAAAGGAUCGGCCAUGGGUACCGAAUACACGACCAACCGCAUGUCGAUGAGAAGUUGUAUCAACAGGCCAAAAACUCAGGCGUGCACAUUGAGGCCUGUCCUACUUCUAGUAUCUGCACGGAGGCUGUCUGUCUACCCCAAGUGCAUCCAGAGAAGCCAAUUCUGGACAGUUUAGACUGGAACAGGCAUCCCAUCAAGAAGUUCAUCGAGGAUGGUCUUAGUGUCAGCAUCAGCACUGAUGGCGGUCCGGUCUUCUCCACCGAUCUCACGAGAGAACUGUCCAUCUUGGUGGAUCGUUUCCAUUUUGAUGCCCACAAAGUUGGAAGCAUGGUUACGAUCGCCGCCAUCGACCAUUGUUGGGCUGACGAUGAGGAAAAGGAGCGGUAUCGGAAAUUGGUAUAUGCUUACUAUGACGUUUGA
This is a messenger RNA of Perkinsus marinus ATCC 50983, 915 nucleotides long. RefSeq names its product adenosine deaminase, putative. Gene Ontology annotation, cellular component: cytosol; external side of plasma membrane. Gene Ontology annotation, biological process: hypoxanthine salvage; negative regulation of adenosine receptor signaling pathway; inosine biosynthetic process. Gene Ontology annotation, molecular function: adenosine deaminase activity. The record is from RefSeq and is a predicted model, not a curated record. The transcript has 6 exons. Lineage: Eukaryota; Perkinsozoa; Perkinsida; Perkinsidae. Bases 1 to 915 code for a protein of 304 amino acids.